Panicum virgatum (switchgrass) is the source of this 4874-nucleotide messenger RNA. RefSeq names its product CRS2-associated factor 1, chloroplastic-like. The record is from RefSeq and is a predicted model, not a curated record. Lineage: Eukaryota; Viridiplantae; Streptophyta; Magnoliopsida; Poales; Poaceae. The coding region runs from base 2188 to 4311 and encodes 707 amino acids. Gene Ontology annotation, molecular function: RNA binding. The transcript is spliced from 7 exons. Gene Ontology annotation, biological process: Group II intron splicing.
UCGCCGCCGCCACCCCCACGCCGACGUCGACGGGGCAGACCCCUGCGUGGGCCGCCAGAUCCACAUCCGCCACCCGCGAUUCGCUCGCUGACCACGACCAGCGCAGUCUCGGGUGAGCUCGGCUGGCCAGGCCCCGGCUGUGAGAGCGGCCGCCGCCGCGGCCUCCGUCGUCGUCCCCGCCACGCCGAGCCGCUACAGAGGAGGACAAGGAAAGGGAGGAGCCACAGCGGAAGACAUCCCGCCACGCCGAUCUGCCCGCUGGGCAACCACGCCAGGCCGCCGCGCCUCCCGCCGGGCCGCCACGCGCGCCACGCUGAGAUGGCCACCGGGCCGUGGACGAGGAGAAUGGAAGAGAAGGGGCCGCCAUGGAGGAACUGCCGAGUCCAGCAGGUUGCUGGCCAACCACAUCGAGCCGGCGGCCCUCUCUGGGGGCGCAGCGCAGCGCCAGCUCGCGCCGCGUGGCCUAGCCCUCCUGCCGCCGGCCAAAGGAAAGCAGCAUGCCCGCACGCCUGAGCAUCCUCUUCUUUGGAUCACGGCUGCAGCUACCUCUACAAGAAGGACGUCCCUCCUCUGCUCCUAACUUUUGCCAUGGCCAGUGCUCGCUACCUGUUCGACGAAAUGCACAUCCCAUGUUUGCCAACAGAUUGUACACAGAGCUCCAGCAGAGUGCCAUCCUUAUAGACACACCUCCAUCUGCAGUCACGGUGCGCUGUCGGGCGCGACAAGCGGCUGGCGGUGGAGCGCGUCCCCCGCAGUAGCGCCGUACGGGCCAUGGACAGUGUCCACCGACGAGGUCGUGGCGCUUAUGCCGGCCGGCCGCAAUGGAGGGGCUCGCAAUAGCGCCGCGUAGGUGGGGCAGCGGCAAGGAGCAUGCCGACGCGCGGCCAGCCGGCGAUGAAGCGCCUCGACCACCACGACACGCAGAUGCGGCAGCGGUGACGAGAGCAAGCUGUGCUGGUGCCCCAGCCUGUGCUCGCUGUUCUCCGAAAUCCAAAAGUGAAAUAGGUGAUUUUGAGCUUGGGAGUUGCUCGGACGACCAAUUUUGGAGCCAACGGAGGGGAUGUCAAGACCCCUCGAUCGAUUGGCUAGGCCAUAUGAGUAUGAAGCACUUCUUUCCCUUGGGACACUAUGAAUCGAUUCCCAACGAAUUAGCAGACGCUGUUGAUUCAUCUUGUUCUUCCCUGUUUCUUUGAAAGAUAAGAAGUUGAUAUAUUUCUGUUUGAAUAAUAAUGCUAUUACCAGAGACCAUAAGAAUAAUUGCUGCUACAUGGGUGUAGCUUUAUUGCCUGGUGCCCCAGCCUUUGCUCGCUGUACCACCUGACCUCAGGCACGUAAUCUGCGUACUCAAUCGAUUUCAGUUUUUCUUUUUGUUAUGAGUACCUUCAUGCAUAUUAGAUGUUCAACGAAAUAGGUAAAAGUACCUGACUCACAUUUUCUUUAACACACUUUCCUUGAAUUCCAAUUUUCCAUUAGUCUUUGACUAUACCCUCAUGAAAACUAUAUUUACUACAAUAGAUGAUUUGCAAUUUACACAAUGUCAAAUUAUUUCAGAACCACCCCAAACCAAAAAAAAUUAGUUAUACUUGUGGUCAAAACAAGACAUAGCAAGUUAACACUCUUAGGUACAUAAUAUCAUGGUAGUAGGCAAAUUCUCCAUGGAUGCCAACAAGGAAGACACAGGCAAGUGCCUGCAUAUAGGCAAGGAAGGGGUUGCCGUCCACACUCGUGAGCAUUAUCCAUAUGGUACUAAGUGUUCUUUUGUAAUAACUAAAUCAAUAAGCUUCUUUAAACAACUGUCAGCUGUGUAUUGUUUUCUUCUAAUUCCCAUGUAUUCUCAUGCAUACCAUUUGCUUAUUGAAAUGGAUUACUGCAGCUUACAUUGGCAGAUGAACUACACAUCUAGAAAAAAUACCAUUCUUCGUAAUAUGAUGAUUAGUAAAUUACAUUGAGUGGCUGACGAUGGGAGUUCAAUUUCGCUUAAUAUUACUAGGCAUACGAACUCUUAGUUUUACAUGCAAUUACUUCCAAUCACCUCCUUUUCUCUGUUAUACAGCCUUUUAAAUUUGCAAAAUACAUACUCCCAAACUUUUAAUCCUAACUUUUAAUCCUAAUUCUAUGGCCCGUCCACUGGCCGCAGACCAUUUCUAGUCUCUUACGGUGUCUGCCGUUCCCUCGCACGGCCUGUCCAUGGCGACUGCACCCUUGGCCUGUCGCUCCCUCCUCGCUCCGGCCCAGCAAUCCCAUCCACGGCUGCCUGCCUCCGUCCGCCUCGACCUCUCCCACCACAGGCAACCUCCCGCUGAACCCAAGCGCCGCCGGCACUCCGUCCCUUCGCAUCCGGCCUUCUCUGCAGCCGUGCGGAGUCGUGCCAAGAAGAUCCCCAUCCCGGACACCGGCGAGCCCGCCGCCGGAGUCCGCGUCACCGACCGUGGCCUCGCCUACCGCCUCGAUGGCGCGCCAUUCGAGUUCCAGUACAGCUACACCGAGGCCCCACGCGCGCGCCCCGUCGCCCUCCGCGAGGCUCCCUUCCUGCCGUUCGGGCCCGAGGCCACGCCGCGCCCGUGGACGGGGAGGAAGCCGCUGCCCAAGAGCCGCAAGGAGCUCCCAGAGUUCGACUCGUUCGUGCUGCCACCGGCAGGCAAGAAGGGGUUGAAGCCCGUUCAGUCGCCGGGGCCGUUCCUCGCCGGGAUGGAGCCGAGGUACCAGGCGUCCUCCAGGGAGGAGGUGCUCGGGGAGCCCCUCACCAAGGAAGAGGUCGCCGAACUAGUCAAAGGGAGCCUCAAGACCAAACGGCAGCUCAAUGUUGGUAGGGAUGGUUUGACACACAAUAUGUUGGAGAACAUUCAUUCACAUUGGAAAAGGAAGAGAGUUUGCAAGAUAAAGUGCAAAGGUGUCUGUACAGUUGAUAUGGAUAAUGUCUGCCAGCAGCUAGAGGAAAAGGUUGGAGGAAAAGUAAUACACCGUCAAGGGGGUGUCAUAUUUCUUUUUCGUGGUCGAAACUACAAUUACAGGACUCGGCCAAGUUUUCCUCUUAUGCUGUGGAAACCUGUUGCACCAGUGUACCCUCGUCUUGUUAAGAAGGUACCAGAUGGCCUAACUCCAGAUGAGGCCACAGAAAUGCGCAAAAGAGGACAUCAAUUACCACCAGUUUGCAGACUUGGGAAAAAUGGUGUUUAUGUUAACCUUGUGAAGCAAGUUAGAGAAGCAUUUGAAGCAUGUGAUCUUGUCCGCGUUGAUUGCUCAGGUCUUAACAAAAGUGAUUGCAGAAAAAUUGGAGCUAAACUGAAGGAUCUAGUUCCCUGUGUCUUACUGUCUUUUGAGUUUGAGCAUAUACUGAUGUGGAGAGGAAGUGAUUGGAAAUCAUAUCUUCCUCCGUUAGGAGAAAAUAAUUUUGAAGUGACAAAAGUGCAAGAACAUUUUAGUGGCAAAGAUUUGAAUGAUAAGGUUGGACAUUCAGGAACUAUUCUGACCCAGAUUGAGUUGGCCAGUGAUGUAACAAAUCUAAAUCUCCAGGACUGCAAUUUGGGUGAACGUGAAGACAAAUCAAAAGAUUCCAUGAAACCUAAGCCUGCUGGUGAUACGGUGCUGAGUUCUGCAACAGAAGUCGCUGGAUUGUUUCAUUCUAUAGGUAUGUCUGGAACUGAACCCUCGCCACACACUGCAUUAGAACAUUCACAAGCAUUAAGCCCAGUAAGUGAUUUUGCAGAUCCAUCUGUGAAGUCAGCAUUACAUUGCCAAAGUAUCCCAUCAGAAAAGAGUGGAAAUAGAGGUUUGGUUGAGAAAUCUCUCAAUCAUUCCACAAUCCCUGAACAUUCAUCUGGUGUUCUGGAACCACACCCUUGUACAACAGGCAUGGAUGACAAAUUGGAGACUAUGGGGAAAGACAUCAAAGAUAUAAAAGGCAGAGAUGUGCAGAACAGUAGUUGUAAAGUGCCUUCCUACAUGGACGAAAUGUUGCUUCUUUUGAAACAGGCUCUUGACAGCGGCAGGGCACUUGUUCUGAGUGAAAAUGAGUUUGUUGAUCCUGAUCUGGUGUAUCAAAAGUCUGUUGCAUUCACAAAGGCAGCUCCACGAGGACCGGUUUUCGAGCAUACUCAAACAAAGUAUGGUGCCAGGAGAAAUGGGCAAGAGAAGUAUGUAAGAGUUAAAAAGCAUCUUGUAGGAAAUAAAGUAUCCAGCAGUCAUGUUGAAAAGGGAGAGUAUGCCAAUGGAGGAUUGACACAGACAAAUUACCAUGCGCAAGAGUUUCUAUCUGAUGUGGUUCCACAGGGUACCUUAAGAGUGGAUGAACUAGCAAAAUUACUCGCUUAGAGGUGAUUGUUCUUUAAUCGGCCAUAAUUGCCCAAGAUCUGUUUUGAUGCCUAGGACUAGGAGUCCAGUCAACCUAGGAGCUGUUUUGGCACUUUGUCAGCUGGAAAUACCAUUCUGUCGAUUCAAGCUGAGUUUUCGAGUGGUGAAUGAUCUUCAUAGGAAAUUAUGUGAGGUGAGAAAUAUUGUAACAUACUUUCCUUUAAUAGUUUGUGCUUAAUAAUGGUACCUUAUGCUCUUGAAGAAUGCACAUGCGCUGUCCUGCAUGGAGGCAUACGCUGCUGUUUGCUGAAAUACAGGCACAGGAAUACAGGAGGGUGUUGAUGAGAUGCAUGUCAUGGAAAUUUCUAUAACCUGUUGGAACUUCACCCCUUACACAUUUUUAAUUUGCCAAUAUAUGGCUUAGAUACUAGCUUUCCAUUUUCCAAAUAUACAGUUAUACGCAUCUUGUCCACUGUAAAUCUGUGUUUGCCUCUGCAGUUUGCACAUCAGGAACCUACUAUUCUAAAGGCACUACUGAUGUGUUAUUAGUUAUACAAAAAAAAAUGAUUGCAUCCCAUUAGCCA